This is a messenger RNA of Ostertagia ostertagi, 417 nucleotides long. NCBI's taxonomy places the organism in Eukaryota, Metazoa, Nematoda, Chromadorea, Rhabditida, Trichostrongylidae. The record is from the annotation of a GenBank genome assembly.
AUGUCGAAUCGUGACAACGCUUUAGUCGUUAAGAAGAAGUCGACAUCGACUUUCUUGCUAAUUAUUAAGAAGAGAUGGGUGGUGGGGAAUUUUUUUUCGGCAGACGUGCCAGCUGUUGGUGCAGUGGUUGCAGUGGAUUGGAAGUGUUGUCCGAGUGAGCGGGAUACGAUUGAUAUAUUCAGCUGGCAAUUCCACAAAGAGCCAAUGGGAGGCUUCUCAGUGAACGAUUCAGAUGGGGUAACUAAGUUCACCGGCAUGUUUUAUACCACAGGAUGUGUUAUCCAUUGUGGUAUACCACUAGAGAACCCAGCAGUUUUCAACAAUUUGAUUGGGGUGGUUGAAGACAAAGCAAAGGUACUGCAAAAAGGUUAUAUCGGAAAGCUGAAAGCUACUGUAACGUUUGUCGGAGAAUCCUGA